AUGGAACACCAAUUCCCUCCUCUUCAAAAUGAUUUGAUUUUGCGGGUUGCUCGCGGCGAGAAGGUCGAACGACCGCCCAUCUGGGUGAUGCGGCAGGCUGGUCGAUAUCUGCCCGAGUACCACGAAGCGAAAGGCGGCCGUGAUUUCUUCGAGUGCUGCAGGGACCCCGAGGUCGCAUCCACUCUCACGCUGCAACCCAUUGAGCGCUAUGGCGGCCUCCUCGAUGCCUCUAUCAUCUUCUCCGAUAUCCUGGUGAUUCCACAGGCCAUGGGAAUGGUGGUGGAAAUGGUCGACAAGAAGGGACCACACUUCCCGAGUCCCCUGCAGAGCCCAGACGACGGGCAGUACGCCGAGGUGAUGAAGCGCAAUGUCGACGUCGCAAAGGAGCUCGACUAUGUCUACAAGGCCAUUACCCUGACUAGGAAGAAGCUUCAGGGUCGUGUGCCGCUAUUUGGCUUCUGCGGAGCACCCUGGACCUUGUUCUGCUACAUGGUCGAAGGUGGGGGAUCCAAGUUCUUCAAGGAGACCAAGAAGUGGAUUUACAAGUACCCUGAGGAGACCAAGGCCCUUCUCCAGAAGAUCUCGGAGCUUUGCGUCGAGUACCUCGCGCUCCAAGUCAAAGCUGGUGCCCAGCUUAUCCAAGUAUUCGACUCGUGGGCAGGUGAACUCUCGCCAUCAUCGUUCAAGAAGUUCUCUCAACCCUACUUGGAGUACAUUGCCAAGCACCUUCCCCCAAGACUCAAGGAGAUGGGGCUAGAGCCCGUUCCGAUGGUUGUGUUCCCCAAGGGCGCGUGGUAUGCCCUAGACGCUGCAUGCAACAUGGGAUACCACAUCGUCGGCCUUGACUGGCUUCACGAUCCUGCUGAGGCCGUCAAGACGGUUGGUGACCGCCCGGUCGUCCUCCAAGGGAACGCCGAUCCCGGCGUCUUGUACGGCUCGCACGCUGGCAUCACUGAGGUUGUGGAGGAGAUGGUGAAAGGCUUCGACUGGGCCAACCGGAGGAAAGGCUGGAUUGUAAAUCUCGGGCACGGGAUUACCCCCUUUGUCAACCCCGACGAUCUGAAAUUCUUCUUCCAGGAGAUCCAUCGCCUGACCAAGACAGAUUCCCAAUAG
Messenger RNA from Chaetomium globosum CBS 148.51, 1113 nucleotides. RefSeq lists its product as uncharacterized. The coding region runs from base 1 to 1113 and encodes 370 amino acids. Gene Ontology annotation, molecular function: uroporphyrinogen decarboxylase activity. Lineage: Eukaryota; Fungi; Ascomycota; Sordariomycetes; Sordariales; Chaetomiaceae. The transcript is spliced from 5 exons. Gene Ontology annotation, biological process: heme biosynthetic process. The record is from RefSeq and is a predicted model, not a curated record. Gene Ontology annotation, cellular component: cytosol.